Leguminivora glycinivorella is the source of this 1789-nucleotide messenger RNA. It is a transcript of the gene Lsm12a, whose product is annotated as LSM12 homolog A-like. NCBI's taxonomy places the organism in Eukaryota, Metazoa, Arthropoda, Insecta, Lepidoptera, Tortricidae. The record is from RefSeq and is a predicted model, not a curated record. The transcript has 3 exons. Bases 115 to 657 code for a protein of 180 amino acids. Gene Ontology annotation, molecular function: RNA binding.
GUCGCCCCAACAAAACAUUUGAACACGUUGAACUUACAUAAUUGCUUUAUAAGAAGCCAUUGAGCUGCAUGCCACCGGCUUAUAUAACGUAAACCCCUAAAACAACUCUUCAAAAUGUCAACAGUCGUGUCUGACUGCUUUACCAUCGGCAGUAUAGUAGCAACCCGAACAUGUUACAACCAAGAAAUAGAAGGCGAAGUUUUGGCCUUCGAUCCUCAAACGAAGAUGUUGAUAUUGAAAUGUCCAUCAUCCAGCGGUAAUCCUAAACGCCACGAUGUGAAUAUUGUUAAUUUAUCGUUAGUCAGCGACGUGCAAAUUAAGAAAGAAGUGACCGCCGUACCGGAAGCUCCCCAGAGCCUAAAUCUACACAGACUUAACACUAGAGUACGAAAUUCUAUUGAGAAUAAGAGAAGACUAGUUUCAGCACUAUCAGCAUGCUUGGACCCGGAGGGCCAGCGGCUAUUCCUGGCCAUCGCGCGGGUGAUCGACGACGUCUCCUGGGCCGGACAGAACAUCCGCGUCUACAAUGAGGUCACCAUCUCACCGCCUUAUAAGGUGGAGAAUGUGGCUGGCGAGCCGGAAUCGAAGCCCUACAACUACAUCCGCAAGUUCGUGGAGCGACACUGGAGCGACCGCGAGCUCCCAGCGCACCAAUAGUACCCCACACUAGUCUAACUUGUCGGUGCGAAACAGGGGAAGCUAGCUAAGCAAAGAGUUGGAACUUACAUCAGUAAAUUCGAGUUAUUUGUAGCGACAUCUAGCGUCAAACACGCGUCAAAUAGCGUAAAUUAUCAGUACCACUACUCGACACUAUGUGUCGACACUUCGACAGUGUCGCGUCUGCCAAAAAAAAUAAUAUUAAAAGAGUUUACAACUUAAAGUCGACGUCAAUAGAAUUUGUGAACAAUGUAAACACACCUUGUAGUCAAAAUGUCUUUAAUUUCCAUUGUAAUUCAUCAGAUACUGGCUAAAUCCAUGUGUUAUUCAAUCAAUUCAUAUCACAUUAUGAUCCUCAACCUUUAAAAUAAUAAAAUUGUGCUAGAAUAUUGAUAUUUUAUAAAAUGGUUUGUUUACAUUGUUGAUAAUAUCUAUUGACGGCAAUUUUAUAUUACAAGCAGAAGGAAUUAAAAACAGAAUACUGAUUAAUACUAUUGUAAUAUUAGCUAAAAAUUGUUGAACAUUAGACUUUUCAUUUGUCGCGACAUCUAUUGACAAGUAGCAGUAAUGAUGGUUUACGCUAUUUGACGCGUGUUUGACGCUAGAUGUCGCUACAAAACACUCGAAUGUACUGAUGUAUCAAGUUACAACUCCUUCCUUAUUUAUUCGUCUGGUAUGGAAUGUUUAUUCUGUGGUGAUGAGAGGCAUUAAGGCACUGGUUUCACCUAAAGCGACUGCGCGAUGAGCUAUAGUAAACUGUGGAAUGAAUUGUCGCCUGCGGUUUUUCCCGGCCGAUACGACCUUCAAAUCUUCAAGAAAAGAGCGUAAAGGCCGGCAACGCACCUCCAACACCUCUGGUGUUUCGGGUGUCCAUGGGCGGCGGUGAUCGCUUACCAUCAGGCGAGCUGUCUGCUCGUUUGCCUCCUAUCCCAUUAAAAAAAAGAGAGAGAGAGCGAAUUACUGCCUAAACCGCUCGGCCAUCGGGUCACGAAGGUAAGGGUGAACGGACGAUGAUGGUUCGAUUCCAGCUCGGGACAAUUGGAGGCCUUGGUCACUUUUUCUUUGUAUAUGACAUUUAUUUCAUGUUUGUUGACCGGUCUGGCUCAGUCGGUAGUGACCCUGCCUGCUAAGC